Molecule: messenger RNA, 1385 nt
Organism: Panicum virgatum (switchgrass)
Lineage: Eukaryota; Viridiplantae; Streptophyta; Magnoliopsida; Poales; Poaceae
Exons: 4
Coding region: 345-1088 (247 amino acids)
Source: RefSeq, a predicted model, not a curated record
UGCUUUCUAACUGCCGUUCAGUUUAGGUGUAACGAAAAGAAUAUUAGUUUGUUUUCUGACUGGUGAUGAGUUCUUAUGUGCCUGCUUGGUUUGUCCAUGCCCUGUUUCGGUGGAUGAUUUGGUUGCGCCCUCCUGUUUUCUCAUUUGGAGUUGUGCCUGACUCGAAAUGGUGAUGGUUUGGCCUCCUUUUUUAGAGUAGUCUGGGUAGCUGGUAUUUCAGAGGCGAUUUCUCCUGAUUGAUUUCUCCUGAUUGACGGAGGGGAACUCUGAUUCGUGAUUCCUAGUAUAAGAGAGUUUUUGCUAUUGAUGUUUUAGAUCCAAGUACACAAGUUUUUGCAGUGCUGAUGGAGGUUAAGGAUGAUCAGGAUGCUUUGGUCGACCUGGAGAGUGGCAAUGGCACUGCAAUAAGCAAUCGUAACAAUGGUGUGGAUGCUAGUUUCUCCGUAGGUCACGGAAGAACAUCGUCUAAUGGUGUGUGGAAUGGUUGCGUGGGCGCCAAUGGAUGUUUGAAGGAUGACAAGAAUCAGCACAUGGAUUGCUCCCCUCCUGCUUCAGAUGUUGUUGCUAAAAACGGAGACGACAGGAAGUCUGAAGGGGAGGAGAAGCUGGGCCUUCUGGACAGUUCAGGAGGGGAGAAAGCAAAGAAGAAGCGGUCAAAAAAGCCACCACGGCCACCAAGGCCGUUGACACCUACACCAUUGGAUGUUUCUGACCAAAAGCUCCUCAAUGAACUGAGUGAGCUUGCAAUGUUGAAAAAGGCGAGGAUUGAGAGAAUGAAGGCUUUGAAGAAGAUGAAGAAUGCCAAACAAGGGGCAUCAGGUGGCAACUUAUGCCCACUGAUCAUUACCAUUAUCUUCUGCGUCGUCAUACUCUGGCAAGGUUUUUUCUCAGGACAUGGUUCAGCCGUAAGCUUCCAUGGAUCUCCUGAAUCAUCAAUUAGAGCACAUAGCAGCCUGAUCUCCAUCAGGUUCUACAAGAAGAACCAUUCUAUUGUGAGACCGCCCAGUGUGACCACUGCAGCUCCGGAUAAUGUAGAAGCGGUCUCAACGCUGUUGAAUCAUAACCAAGCGAGAAGGUUGGCUCGAUGAUGGCACAUGGUGGCCACCACAGUGCGCCUCAAAACUCGCCACAUUUUCAAGCCUUGUCUUGACCCGGGUUAUGUAAAUUUUCGGAGACCGUUAGCGCGCUUCCUCGAGGCGCCAUCCUCGCUGUAAAAAUGAACUCCUAGUGUGUUGUGCGCCUGUGUCGUACGCUAACUAGUGGACCUGUUGGCUGCCGUGCCCUUUGGUCACGGCACUUAGAAAGGAAAGCAAGCUGUAUGCCCGAUUACAAUAAUAAAGGUUUGCGCUUAAUAAUGAAAGCUCAUCUGAUGCACCUUGUGCUGU